AUGAAGGAUAAGCGGUUGACCUCGGUCAUAAAGGAGUUCGAUACAUUCACUACAACUCCCAGUGAGUCGGUUGCCUUGGCCUCCAACAGAUAUCGAAUCAUCGUCAACAACAUGACAACUCAUGGAAUUAUUGGAACUCCUCUGGAAUACAAUCUCAAAUUCAUCAAUAGUCUUAUUAAAGGAUGGGGAAAUAUGAAAUCGUGUCUUCAGAGUAAUGGAUCUCUGAAGAAUCUAGAGCUUUACCAAUUGUUUGAUGAACUUCAAGGACAUGAAUCAAAUGUUGCUCAAACAUUGAGAGAACUCUCAGGAGGUCCACUUGCUCUUAACUCCACAAGUUCUCCUUCAAUCUCGUUUUCUUCCUCGCUCUUUUAUAAACAGAUGACUGGUAUGAUGAGCGGGGAAAAUCGAUUCAGCAAAGAAGGAAAAGAUGGAUCAUAUUUAAUGGAGAAAGCAAUAGAAGCAGCAAGUGACUGA
Lactuca saligna is the source of this 474-nucleotide messenger RNA. The record is from the annotation of a GenBank genome assembly. Lineage: Eukaryota; Viridiplantae; Streptophyta; Magnoliopsida; Asterales; Asteraceae.